AUGAGUAUCAAUAUAUAUAUAUAUAUAUGCAAACUCCAACCCACACUUAUUCAUCACUCUUUUAUCUUCCUUCAAUCUGAUGAGCCAAGAAACCUAGAGGAAACAAUGUCACAGAAAGUAGGACCUUUCGGCGGUAACAAAGGAUAUGCAUUCGACGAUGGUGUCUUUGGUUAUGACGAUGUGAAGAAAGUGAUUGUUGGGGAAGACGAUCACGGCGUGAUUUAUAUGAAAAUCGAAUACGUCAAAGACGGAAAAUUCGAGACACGAGUACACGGAAAAACUACCGAAACUCUCAAAGAGUUUGAACUUAACAAUCCAGACGAAUACAUCACAUCAAUUCAGGGAAGCUAUAGCGAUGUUUCGAAAUAUAAUUCAACUGUUGUGAAGACGCUUAUAUUCAAGACAUCACACGGGAGAACAUCUCCAAUGUUUGGUAAGACGGCGUUUUUCAAAACAGAUUUUGUGAUGGAAGGUAAAGGUGGAGCCAAGCUUAUCGGGUUCCAUGGAAGGUCGGGUGAUGCUAUUGAUGCCAUAGGAGCUAACUUUUUCGCGUCUUCCCCGCCUCUGAAGCAGUUAGAACCUCAAGGUGGAAAUGGAGGAAGUGCUUGGGAUGAUGGCGUUUACGACGGUGUAAAAAAGAUCUUGAUUGGACAAGAUGGAAAUCGCAUAAGCUAUGUUAGGUUUGAGUACGUUGUUAAAGGAAGCACAUCGAUACCACAUUCUCAUGGAAAGAGAAAACAAGAACCGAAAGAGUUUGUGCUGGAUUAUCCAAAUGAACAUAUUGCAUCAGUGGAAGGAACUUAUGAUGGUUUUGUCACAUCGGUAACCUUCAAGACAUCAAAGGGGAAAACUUCUGCUACAUUUGGAAACGCGAUUGGUACGAAAUUCGUCUUUGCGGAAAAAGAUUUCGUGCUUGUAGGAUUCCGUGGACGAUCCAGUGAUCUCAUCGAUGCUCUCGGAGCACAUUUUGCGCCUGCACCACUUAAUGUUCCCGUGCCAGCUCCGGCUAAGAAAUUGGAAGCAAAAGGCGGAAACGGAGGAGCCGCAUGGGAUGAUGGUUUCUAUGAAGAUGUUAGGAAGAUAUAUGUAGGACAAGGUGACUCAGGUGUGUCCUUUGUCAAAUUUGAGUAUGUUAAUGGCAAGGAGCUUGUAGCUGGAGUUGGUCAUGGGAAGAUGUCACUUCUUGGAACAGCGGAGUUUGUGCUAGAUUUUCCAAAUGAAUACAUCGUAUCGGUGGAGGGAUGUUACGAUAAUGUCUUUGGAAUUGAAGCCGAGUUGGUGACGAUGCUUAGAUUUAUGACAAAUAAACGUACAUCUCCACCGUUUGGGCUCGAUGCAGGCACACCGUUUACGUUGGAGAUGAAAGACCAUAAGAUCGUUGGAUUCCAUGGCAAAGCUGGAGAUUUUGUUCAUCAAGUUGGUGUCUACGUCUCGCCAAUCUCAAGUCUUAAACCUUUGAGAGCUCUCUCUAGGCUUACUAAAAUAAAAUGAAAAAGCCCUAAAUGCUUGUUGCUCCUCUGCUUCUAGCUACUCUCUUUAAACUAUGUGUUGUGUGUUCUCAUGUCGUUGGUUUGUUGAUCUGUAUGUUUCUUGUGAUGAAGUGGUCUGUCUCUUUAAAUAAGGUAUCGUUUGUGUUGGAAUAGACAUAAGACAUCUACGUCCAAUAAUCACAAAAUCUUUUAUCAGGAUUUGGGUUGGAAUUUGUAUCGAGUAAAAAGGAUUGAUUUGUUUGA
Arabidopsis lyrata subsp. lyrata is the source of this 1733-nucleotide messenger RNA. Its product is annotated as myrosinase-binding protein 2. Lineage: Eukaryota; Viridiplantae; Streptophyta; Magnoliopsida; Brassicales; Brassicaceae. Gene Ontology annotation, molecular function: carbohydrate binding. The transcript has 5 exons. The coding region runs from base 1 to 1491 and encodes 496 amino acids. The record is from RefSeq and is a predicted model, not a curated record.